UCGUAGGGCUUUACACAACAAUACGCAUUUACGACUUCAGAAUCGUAGGGCUUUACACAACAAUACACAUUUACGACUUCAGAAUUGUAGGGCUUUACCCCAGAGGGCCCCCUUCCAAAAAUUCUCAAAGGCCAGGGCCAAACCCAGGCCAAUGAGGGGGUUUGGAAAUAGUUUUCAACCAGCAAUUGACGCGCCUCGGUUAGAACCUCACUAGCUACGUCAUUGCCCCAAGCGCAAAAAUGCUCUUCAAACCCUAAUCUGCCUCUUUAUAGACAAGUCAAUCACAGCACAGUAACUUAUACCUGAACAAUGUGGGACUAGAAAGAAUCAUUUAUCUUCCAUUUUAUACUAUCGGCUCCAUUGACCUAAGAAGUUGGAUUAUGGGAAAUGAUCAAGGUAACUUCUUGUUCAUCGCUCAAGUUCAGAUUCAUAAUUCGCAAUGUCCAGAUUCACACUUACUCAAAAUUGGAUUCACUUGUAUCUACUUUUAUUGCUGCUAUAAAAUCUUGCUCUUCGGUCUUUUCUAGCCGUGCAAUUCAUGCCCAGAUAAUCAAAUCUUUAAAUUAUAGAGAAGGGUUCAUCGGUGAUCAGCUGGUGUCAUGUUUUGUGAAACUGGGUUGUGAAGAAGAAGCAGAGAAGCUGUUUGAUGAAAUGCCGGAUAAAGAUUUGGUCUCCUGGAAUUCUUUGAUUUCAGGUUAUUCACGAAAUGGGCAUGUUUUUAGAUGCUUGAUUGCAUUUAAUAGGAUGAAAUUUGAACAGGUUAUGUGUAAUGAUGUCACGCUUUUAUCUGUAAUAUCAGCUUGUACUGAUAUGAGAGCUCUGGAUGAAGGUAAAUUCAUUCAUGGGAUUGCGCUGAAAUUGGGUUUACUGUGUGAACCAAAAGUUGUAAAUGCGCUUAUUAACUUGUACGGAAGGUGUGGAUAUGUAAGUGAGGCUUGUGGAUUGUUUGAGGCAAUGCGAGGGCAAAGCUUAGUGUCUUGGAAUUCAAUGAUUGGUAUUCAUACUCAGAAUGGAUUUGUGAAAGAAGGGAUGAGACUUUUCAAUCUAAUGAGAAGGGCUGAAAUUAAGCCCGAUCAGGCCACCAUGGUGACAUUACUUAAAGGUUGUGAAGAUUUAGGUAUAGGGAAAUUAGCUGAUACAAUUCAUGGUUUGAUGUUGAGAUGUGGUUUAGUUGCAAGUGUAACGAUUGCAACUGCCCUGUUAAGUUUGUAUUCAAAGUUAGGGAGAUUGUUUGCCUCGCAAGAGGUUUUUGGGGAAAUGAUCAAUCCAGAUAGAGUUGCUUGGACUGCUAUGCUUGCAGCCUAUGCUGUGCACGGUCGUGGAAGAGAAGCUGUUGAGCUCUUUGAGCUGAUGGUGAAGAAAGAUAUGGUGCCCGACAAUGUUACCUUCACUCAUUUGUUAAGUGGUUGUGCUCAUUCAGGUCUUGUCAAUGAGGGGAAGAAUUAUUUUAGGGUUAUGUCUGAAGUGUAUGGGAUAGAACCCAGGUUGGAUCACUAUUCAUGCAUGGUUGAUCUUCUAGGUCGCUCUGGGCUUUUAAGUGAAGCUAAUGAUCUGAUUAAACACAUGCCAAUGGAGCCAAAUUCUGGUGUUUGGGGGGCACUUCUUGGUGCUUGCAGGGUUUAUGGUAAUAUUGAACUUGGAAAGGAAGCUGCAGAUCGAUUAUUUGCUUUAGAUCCAUCAGAUUCUAGAAACUAUAUUAUGCUGUCAAAUAUUUAUUCUGCAGCUGGUUUGUGGAAGGAAGCUUCAAAAGUCAGGGCUCUAAUGAAGAAGAGAGGUCUCAUCAGGAACCCUGGUUGUAGUUUUAUCGAACAUGAUAAUGACAUUCAUCAUUUUGCGGUGGGUGAUCAAUCUCAUGUACAGUCAGAAAAAAUCUAUAAGAAGUUGGAGGAACUGAUUAUGAAGAUUCGGGCAGCUGGUUUUGCUUCAAAAACAGAAUAUGUCCUACAUGAUGUUGAGGAGGAAGUGAAAGAGGAUAUGAUCAAUAAACACAGUGAAAAGUUAGCCAUUGCAUUUGGCCUUUUAGUUACUGAGAUUAGCAUGCCAUUAAUUAUCACAAAAAACUUGCGAAUAUGUGGUGAUUGUCACAGCAUGGCCAAAUUUGUAUCCUUGAUCGAGAAGCGAACUAUCAUAAUCAGAGACUCAAAGCGGUUUCACCAUUUUGCCAAUGGUUUAUGUUCUUGUGGAGAUUACUGGUGACCCUCCUCAUCAUAUCCUAGAGGGGGAUGAAAUUCAUAGCUUAAUUGUCAUCUUGGCUGUUGAUAUAAGCAUAAAGAGAUGACCCCAGACAUAACCCUUGAUUUCUAGGAGGAAACAUAAAAUGAUCAGAGUUGGGACUUUGAAACCAAUGUCCAGCUCUCUCCUGCAACUCUUCAACUCAGUCUAAAAACCAAGACAGGCUGAAUUUUGUUCUAAAGGGAGACCCCACUUUGGGCUGAUGCAGAAGGUCCAGUCGAUAAACCGAUGAAAGCGUCGGUUUAUUCUCAUUGAUGGAUGUCAAUGGCAAUCCGAUGCAAAUUCUUAAUUGAGCCCAAUUGGCCUUCUUGUUCGCGGUUCUGCCCUCCAAGAGAAAUGCAUCAUGAGUCAGACGUGAUAUAGUUUAUGGCCUUUUAUAUUUUAUCUGAGGCACAUUGUGUCUUUUGCUGCACGCAAAUCAAACCUUUCUUUCUCUUC
Molecule: messenger RNA, 2670 nt
Organism: Mangifera indica (mango)
Lineage: Eukaryota; Viridiplantae; Streptophyta; Magnoliopsida; Sapindales; Anacardiaceae
Product: pentatricopeptide repeat-containing protein At5g40410, mitochondrial
Exons: 1
Coding region: 388-2196 (602 amino acids)
Biological process (GO): RNA modification
Molecular function (GO): protein binding; zinc ion binding; RNA binding
Source: RefSeq, a predicted model, not a curated record